AUGCAUGCCAGAAACCUCCAUUCUCCUUUUCAAAGACUACAUAUGAUGGAUUGCGAUCUUUCAGCUCAGCAGGACACAGGGACCAUGCAAGCUGUAAUUGGUCAGGAUCCAAUGAUAGCUGGACAAGUCAGUAAGCCCUUGCUGUCACUGCGGAGUGAAAUGAAUGCAGAGUUGAGAGGUGAGGACAAGGCAGCUACUUCAGACAACGAGCUGAAUGAGCCCCUGCUUGCGCCUGUGGAAUCAAAUGACAGCGAGGACACUCCCAGCAAGCUCUUCGAGGCCAGAGGAAACACAGUGCUGCCUGACACGAGCCCAGCAGACCAGCACCAACCCAGUCAGUCCCAUCCUGCAUUCCCUGUUGGGCCUCAGCCAUUACUGACAGCCCAACAGUUAGCCUCAGCAGUAGCGGGGGUGAUGCCAGGAGGCACUCCAGCCCUGAAUCAGCCGAUCCUUAUUCCUUUCAACAUGGCUGGGCAGCUGGGGGGCCAACAAGGACUCGUCCUAACUCUACCUACAGCAAAUCUCACCAACAUCCAAGGGCUGGUAGCAGCAGCUGCAGCAGGAGGCAUCAUGACUUUGCCAUUGCAAAAUCUACAAGCUACCUCAUCCCUGAACUCCCAGCUUCAACAGCUUCAGCAUCUUCAGCAGCUCCAGCAUCAACAGCAGCAGCAGCAGCAGCAAGGUCAGCAGCAGCAAGGUCAGCAGCAAAGCCAGCAGCAGCAGCAAGGUCAGCAGGCACAGACUCCACAGCCAUCCCAGCAGACCCAGCAGCCACAGCCACAGCCAUCAGCACCACCGCAGCAGAACCAAACACAGUCCCAGAGCCAGAGCCAACCACCUCCGGCCCCACAGUCCUCCAGCUCCCCUCAGAAACCCAGCCAGUCACCAGGGCAUGGCCUUCCAUCUCCUCUUACUUCACCAAAUCCAUUGCAGCUGGUUAAUAAUCCACUAGCAAGUCAAGCAGCAGCGGCUGCAGCAGCAGCAGCCAUGGGCUCAAUAGCAAGCUCCCAAGCCUUUGGCAAUGCCCUCUCCAGUCUUCAGGGGGUCACAGGUCAACUCGUCACUAAUGCACAAGGACAGAUUAUUGGAACAAUCCCACUGAUGCCUAAUCCAGUCCCCUCCAGCCAGGCGGCAGGUGGAGCUCAGGGACUUCAGGUGCAGCCGAUAACUCCACAGUUAUUGACCAACGCCCAGGGUCAGAUCAUCGCUACUGUCAUCGGCAACCAGAUACUCCCAGUGAUCAAUACCCAGGGAAUAACACUAUCGCCGCUCAAACCAGGCCAGCAGCUCCAUCAGCCCUCCCAGACGCAAGUGGGACAAGCAGCCUCACAAUCCAAUCUCCUGCAUUUGGCUCACAGUCAAGCAUCUAUGUCUCAAAGCCCAGUGCGUCAGGCUUCCUCUUCUUCCUCCUCAUCCUCCUCCUCUUCAGCUUUGAGUGUUGGCCAGUUAGUCAGCAAUCCUCAAACAGCCACUGGAGAGGUGGAUGGGGUGAAUCUGGAAGAAAUCCGAGAAUUUGCCAAAGCUUUUAAAAUCCGGCGCCUGUCCCUUGGCCUGACACAGACUCAAGUUGGCCAAGCCCUAAGCGCCACCGAAGGCCCAGCCUAUAGCCAGUCUGCCAUCUGCAGACACACCAUCCUGAGAAGCCACUUUUUCCUACCACAGGAAGCCCAAGAGAACACUAUAGCUAGCAGUCUGACAGCCAAACUGAACCCUGGCCUUUUGUAUCCUGCCAGGUUUGAAAAGCUGGACAUCACCCCUAAAAGUGCCCAGAAGAUAAAGCCGGUGCUUGAGCGGUGGAUGGCUGAGGCUGAGGCCCGCCAUCGAGCAGGUAUGCAGAACCUUACCGAGUUUAUUGGAAGCGAACCAUCCAAAAAGCGCAAGAGGCGUACCUCAUUCACGCCACAAGCCCUUGAAAUCUUGAAUGCCCACUUUGAGAAGAACACGCACCCCUCUGGGCAAGAAAUGACAGAGAUUGCAGAGAAACUGAACUAUGACCGGGAAGUAGUUAGAGUUUGGUUCUGCAAUAAGAGGCAAGCACUGAAGAACACAAUUAAACGUUUGAAACAACACGAGCCUGCGACGGCAGUUCCUAUGGAGCCUUUAACAGACUCUCUGGAAGAAAACUCCUAA
Gymnogyps californianus (California condor) is the source of this 2130-nucleotide messenger RNA. RefSeq names its product POU class 6 homeobox 2 (gene POU6F2). The transcript is spliced from 10 exons. NCBI's taxonomy places the organism in Eukaryota, Metazoa, Chordata, Aves, Accipitriformes, Cathartidae. The coding region runs from base 1 to 2130 and encodes 709 amino acids. Gene Ontology annotation, molecular function: RNA polymerase II cis-regulatory region sequence-specific DNA binding; DNA-binding transcription factor activity, RNA polymerase II-specific. Gene Ontology annotation, biological process: regulation of transcription by RNA polymerase II. The record is from RefSeq and is a predicted model, not a curated record.